GUAUUCAUCCGCGCACACACAUAGCGAUCGACAUCGCGCAGUUUAUCUGCCUCACCAGCUCUGGUUUCCCCACGUUCAGCCUUACCCCCGACAAUUGCCGCCAUGUUUUUUUGAGGCAGGAUGACAGCAGAGCGAGCGCAGACGAAGACGGAUAUAAGACUGAAAAAAUCCGUCGAAUUACAGCAUUUUUUCUAACAGGCGACGGUCUAUUUUUUAUUGCGGACUCGCGAGGAACUCAUUUCUCGGUAUUUUUGCAAAUACCAAUGGCUGAAUUGUAAGUGUUUUGUUUUCCUAUGGCGUAGGAACAUUUUUCCUAACAUAUAUCUUUUUUUAUUUCUGUAUGGGAGGGUGUCCUCCCACAGAAAUAUAAAAUCCAGAAAUCAGUGUUUUCUCCGUUUUGAAGUUUAUGCCAUGAAAAAGCAAGAAGUCUGAAGCCUGACUGAGGAAGAACAACAUAUAAUUCCUGCCUGCGCUUAACUACCUCUCUCUACCAGCGAACCUACAGGAAUAACCAGACGAGUGAUCUCUGCAUGAGCAGCUGCUUUAACACAAGCCACCUGCUGUUACUUAAGCAAGUUGAAAGAAGGAAAACAACUUUUAAUCAAAAGUGAGGAUACGACAGAGCGUUUAAAGAUGACGGGAAACAUCCCAGUUGACAUGAUCAACUUGAGACUCAUCUUGGUGAGUGGAAAGACAAAAGAGUUCCUGUUCUCACCAAACGACUCCGCGGCCGACAUCGCCAAGCAUGUGUACGACAACUGGCCAAUGGACUGGGAAGAGGAGCAAGUGAGCAGUCCUAACAUCCUGCGCCUCAUCUACCAGGGCCGAUUCCUACAUGGAAAUGUGACGCUAGGAGCUUUAAAACUGCCUUUCGGAAAAACCACAGUGAUGCAUUUAGUUGCCAGAGAGACGCUGCCUGAGCCAAAUUCCCAAGGUCAGAGGAACCGGGAAAAGACUGGAGAGAGCAACUGUUGUGUGAUCCUGUAAAUACAUCCCUUCAUCCCUCUGAACGAGUGUGUCCUGUCACCCUUCGCCCAUGCUGCUUAAAUACAUCUAAUCACACCAGACAUCCACGAGCAAGAGAUUCACUUCACCUGGAAAGGAAAGAAUCACCUGAGAGAGAGGGCGAGACACGGAUCAGAGAACAUUUCGGCUUUGCAUAGACUAUAUUUGAGGCAAAAUAAAAUACAUCACACACACACACACACACACACACACACACAUUUCCACCUUUUCUAACACCUUCACACACAUCCAUCAACUCAGCAGACCUGUAACUCAUUCUCACACACACACACACGUUUGUUUUUGUGAAAAGUGGGUUCAUCCCAUAGGCGUAAUGUUUUUUUUACUGCACAAACUGUAUAUUCUAUAGCCCUUCACCAGCCCUACACCUAACCCUAACCCUCAAAGGAAACUUUGUGCAUUUUUACUUUCUCAGAAAAACUGUAUGAUUCUGUAUGAUUUAUAAGUGUUUUGAAAAAUGGGGACAUGGGUUAUGUCCUCAUAAGUCACCAUCUCCUUGUAAUACCUGUUUCAUACCCAUGUCAUUUUACAAAGUUAUGUCCUGAUAUGUCACAAAAACGAGCACACACACACAUACCCUGCUACCAGUUUGCACACAGAGGAGGCCCUCGUUUCCCUGUUUUUUUUUAUUGCACAUAGUAACAUGAAUGAUUCAGAGAGGAAAUAAAGACUUGUUCGCCUCAGCCGAGGCGCUUGAUUAUCCCUCUCAGGAGGGAGAUGUGUG
Molecule: messenger RNA, 1750 nt
Organism: Carassius auratus (goldfish)
Lineage: Eukaryota; Metazoa; Chordata; Actinopteri; Cypriniformes; Cyprinidae
Product: ubiquitin-like protein 3
Molecular function (GO): protein binding
Source: RefSeq, a predicted model, not a curated record